Molecule: messenger RNA, 2106 nt
Organism: Oryza brachyantha (malo sina)
Lineage: Eukaryota; Viridiplantae; Streptophyta; Magnoliopsida; Poales; Poaceae
Exons: 2
Coding region: 1-2106 (701 amino acids)
Source: RefSeq, a predicted model, not a curated record
AUGGCCGAAGGUGCCUUGAGCCUAUGGAACGCGUGGGCAACGCAGAUCCUGGUUCUACUGAGCCUCGGGCUGCAGAUCCUCCUCCUCCUCCUUUGCAGGAUCCGCCGGCGCGAAUCGGAUGCCUUUCUGAUUUGGAGGUUCCUCCUCUGGCUGGCGUAUCAGCUGGCUGACUCCACGGCGAUAUACGCCCUCGGCCACCUCUCCCUCAGCAGCAGCGUGACGACGCGCGACCACAGGCUUGUGGCGUUCUGGGCGCCAUUCCUGCUGCUGCACCUCGGUGGGCCGGACAACAUCACCGCCUACGCCCUGCAGGACAACCAGCUGUGGCUGCGUCACCUGGUGACCCUCCUUGUCCAGGCCCUCGGUGUUGGCUUUGUCCUCUACAAGCGUAUCAUCAUCGGCAGCGGCGUGGCGACCCCUCUCUUGCUGGCCACCGUCUUCAUGUUCGUGGUCGGCCUGGUUAUGUACGGCGAUAGGACAUGGGCGCUGAAGCAGGGUCACUUGAGCAACAUCCAGAGCUCUGUGAGGGAGCUACCGGGUAAGCAAAUCCGCUGGUAUAAAGGUUACCUGCAGAGUGAGGAUCAUUACAACUCCAUUGAUGAAUUCCUUAUACAGCGUGCUCACUCGCUGUUCCACGUCUGCAAGCGUGGGAUAGUAGACUCUGUGAGCAAUGUGGAUACAGAAAUAUGGGAGACUGAAACCACCAGGACGAUAAUCAAUAACCUGAGGAGAACACCGGAGAAGAUGUGGAAGGUGAUGGAGAUGGAGCUGUCGUUGAUGUACGACGUGCUCUACACCAAGGCAGCCGUGAUCCACACCUCCAUCGGCUACUGCAUCCGAGUCUUCUCGCCGGUCGCCAUUGCUGCCUCCUUCCUGCUGUUCCAUUUCAGUGGCAGCGAAGAUCUGCAGAACGGAGUCGAAGUCGCUGUCACGUAUGCCUUGUUGGGUGGUGCCCUCGUGAUCGAGACAGCCUCGCUGCUGAGUGCGCUGGGUUCAAGCUGGGCGCUCUCCUUCCUGUGUGGCACACGGUGGAGAUGGCUUCAGCACAAGGCUCUAUGCGGCGGAAGAUGGCACCGGCUCCGCCGACUGGUGCUGAAUCUUCGGUGGAUUGCAUCAAGAGUGACCCUAGGCUGCCUUGGAAGAUCAAGGAGUUGGCCGAGCACGAUUGGGCAGUUCAACUUGCUCUACUUCCGCGCUGCAAAGAUCCAUAAGUCAAACUGCUGUUUAAACAUUUUAGGCUGUGUAGCCAAGAAGCUGGGAUACGAGGAUUGGUGGGAUACAGCUUGCUACUCAUGGAGAUUGAACAUUCCAGAGAUGGCGAAGGAUCAGGCAGUGAAAAGUCUCUCCAAGGAUGAUCUCAACACCAUGGGCUUGCUUAGGCAUAAAUGGGACAAGCUGCCAGUCGACAAAAAAAGGUACCCUAAGCUAGCAAAAGCGCUGAAGAAUCUGCGAGCUGUCGACUUCCACGAGAGCAUCAUCAUCUGGCACAUCGCCACUGAUCUCAUCCUCUCCGGUGACAGCGCAGAUCAAACCAAGAAGGAGGCCGAACGCGUGCACUCCAUCAGGGCAAUCUCGAACUACCUUAUGUUCCUCCUUGUGACUCAACCUGAAAUGCUUCCUGGCAUACUCCAGAACUGGCUGUACCAACGGACCUGCAAAAACCUCGACGAGAAAUGCACAGAGUACCGUGACCAACUCAUUUCUUCCGGCAGCAAGGGGAGUAGUAGUAACCUGGCAUGCAGGCUGUUCUGGAACGACAAUAGCACAGCCACCACGUUUGUUGGGCUCAAGCAGACCAACGAACUCGCCAAAAUCCUACUCAACAUGGACGCUGCGUUUGACCCUUCAAUUCCUCGUCUCACGUAUGCACGCAGCAUUGCCAAGAUAUGGCUAAACUGGAACAGUGAAGAAGAAUUGAAGGGUUUGGAUCCAGUGAAGAUGCUGCUUAGGUUUUGGUUGAACUUUCUCAUAUAUGCUGCCAACCGAUGUCACAGAGAGUCCCAUGCCAAGAAGCUUAACGCCGGUGGCGAGUAUACAACCGUCGUGUGGCUAAUGGUCGAGCAUAUAUACCAAACAAAAGAAAAAACAACAAAAAGUGAGACAUAG